Molecule: messenger RNA, 5965 nt
Organism: Arvicanthis niloticus (Nile rat)
Lineage: Eukaryota; Metazoa; Chordata; Mammalia; Rodentia; Muridae
Gene: Cntn1
Product: contactin 1
Biological process (GO): brain development; cell-cell adhesion; axon guidance
Cellular component (GO): axon; plasma membrane
Molecular function (GO): cell-cell adhesion mediator activity
Source: RefSeq, a predicted model, not a curated record
AGGGAUGAGGUGAUCAAUAGCCCAUUACUGGGUAGAACCCAGGCUACAGGAAGUGCAUUGAAGACUCCAAUGCAUGAAUUAUGCAUGCCCUGCUCAUUCUUUAGUCCCUGAACAGAAUGACAGGGUUUGUGAAGUCGCCUCAGAUAGUUUCUUGCAUGAAGCGACUGCAGUGAAAUGCUUAAUAUUUUCAGGCACAGAAGCAGCAUUGACUCCAGCCAGACAGGUUCGGGAAUGUAAAUCCGCAGCUCAUAGCCCAGAAUGCUGUAUUUGAAAGUAUUGCUAUGUAGAGAUCUAGCUUUGCAGUCUUGUAACCUGUUCUUUGCAGAAGGUUGGCUGAAGGAAGGGAGCGGCUGUGCCUGCCUCUGAGGUCACAGCUUGAGGUCCUUUUAACUUGCCUUCUGCUGCAGAAGAGAAGCCGAUUGUGUCAUAACUCUCCCUGAGACAUUCAAAGGGACAAUUUGAAGCAGGUAUUAUACCAAGAUCGGCAGAUGAUUCAACACACACGGUCUUUCAUAGUACUCAACUGCCAUAAAGCUUUCAUUACUUUUGGAAACUGACCCAUCUAUUCAACAAAAGAUGAAAAUGUCAUUGCUGGUCAGUCAUCUCCUGCUAAUCUCCUUAACAUCCUGUCUAGGAGAAUUUACAUGGCACAGAAGAUAUGGUCAUGGAGUCUCUGAGGAGGACAAAGGAUUUGGACCCAUUUUUGAAGAGCAACCAAUCAAUACCAUUUACCCAGAAGAGUCACUGGAAGGAAAAGUAUCACUCAACUGCCGGGCACGAGCCAGCCCAUUUCCAGUUUACAAAUGGAGAAUGAAUAAUGGGGAUGUUGACCUGACGAACGAUCGGUACACUAUGGUCGGAGGAAACCUUGUUAUCAACAACCCCGACAAACAGAAAGAUGCUGGGCUGUACUACUGCUUGGCGUCCAACAACUAUGGAAUGGUCAGGAGCACUGAGGCAACCCUGAGCUUUGGGUAUCUUGACCCCUUUCCUCCUGAGGAGCGUCCAGAAGUGAAGGUGAAGGAAGGGAAGGGCAUGGUGCUUCUCUGCGACCCUCCCUACCACUUCCCAGAUGAUCUGAGCUAUCGCUGGCUUCUGAAUGAAUUUCCUGUAUUUAUCACAAUGGAUAAACGAAGAUUUGUGUCUCAGACCAAUGGCAAUCUCUACAUCGCAAAUGUUGAGGCUUCUGAUAGGGGCAACUACUCCUGCUUUGUGUCCAGUCCUUCUAUUACAAAAAGUGUCUUCAGCAAGUUUAUACCCCUCAUCCCAAUACCUGAACGAACAACAAAGCCAUAUCCUGCUGAUAUUGUCGUGCAGUUCAAGGACAUAUAUACCAUGAUGGGCCAAAAUGUGACUUUAGAGUGUUUCGCUCUUGGCAACCCUGUUCCUGAUAUUCGGUGGCGGAAGGUGCUAGAACCAAUGCCUAGCACUGCUGAGAUAAGCACCUCAGGGGCUGUCCUCAAGAUCUUCAACAUCCAGCUAGAAGAUGAAGGCCUCUACGAGUGUGAGGCUGAGAACAUUAGGGGAAAGGACAAGCACCAGGCAAGAAUUUAUGUUCAAGCAUUUCCUGAAUGGGUAGAACAUAUCAAUGACACAGAGGUGGACAUAGGCAGUGAUCUCUACUGGCCUUGCAUUGCCACAGGGAAGCCCAUUCCUACCAUCAGGUGGCUGAAAAAUGGAUACGCGUAUCACAAAGGGGAACUGAGACUGUAUGAUGUGACUUUUGAAAAUGCUGGGAUGUACCAGUGCAUAGCAGAAAAUGCAUACGGGUCCAUUUAUGCAAAUGCCGAGCUCAAGAUCCUGGCUUUAGCUCCAACUUUUGAAAUGAAUCCUAUGAAGAAAAAGAUCCUGGCUGCGAAAGGAGGAAGAGUUAUCAUUGAGUGUAAGCCCAAGGCUGCACCCAAACCCAAGUUCUCAUGGAGCAAAGGGACAGAGUGGCUUGUCAACAGCAGCAGAAUACUCAUAUGGGAAGAUGGUAGCUUGGAAAUCAAUAAUAUUACAAGAAAUGAUGGAGGAAUCUAUACGUGCUUUGCAGAAAACAACAGAGGGAAAGCUAAUAGCACGGGGACUCUGGUGAUCACAAAUCCCACACGAAUCAUUUUGGCCCCAAUCAAUGCUGAUAUUACUGUUGGAGAAAAUGCUACCAUGCAGUGUGCUGCCUCUUUUGAUCCUGCCUUGGAUCUCACAUUUGUUUGGUCCUUCAAUGGCUACGUGAUUGAUUUUAACAAAGAAAUUACAAAUAUUCAUUACCAGAGGAAUUUUAUGCUCGACGCCAAUGGGGAACUGCUCAUCAGAAAUGCACAGCUGAAACACGCAGGCCGGUACACGUGCACAGCGCAGACAAUCGUGGACAAUUCUUCAGCUUCAGCGGACCUUGUCGUACGAGGCCCCCCAGGCCCUCCAGGAGGCCUGAGAAUAGAAGACAUCAGAGCUACCUCUGUGGCACUGACUUGGAGCCGUGGUUCGGACAAUCAUAGCCCUAUCUCAAAAUACACUAUCCAGACUAAGACGAUUCUCUCAGAUGACUGGAAAGAUGCAAAGACAGAUCCCCCAAUCAUUGAAGGAAACAUGGAAUCAGCAAAAGCAGUGGAUUUGAUCCCAUGGAUGGAGUAUGAAUUUCGAGUGGUGGCGACCAAUACUUUAGGAACUGGGGAGCCAAGCAUACCCUCAAACAGGAUCAAAACAGACGGUGCUGCACCAAAUGUGGCUCCCUCAGAUGUAGGCGGUGGGGGCGGAACCAACAGAGAGCUGACAAUAACGUGGGCGCCUUUGUCGAGAGAGUACCAUUACGGUAACAAUUUUGGUUACAUAGUGGCAUUUAAGCCAUUUGACGGAGAAGAGUGGAAGAAAGUGACCGUUACUAACCCAGAUACUGGCCGAUAUGUCCACAAAGAUGAAACCAUGACCCCUUCCACCGCGUUUCAAGUCAAAGUGAAGGCAUUCAACAAUAAAGGAGAUGGGCCCUACAGCCUCAUAGCUGUUAUCAACUCUGCACAAGACGCUCCCAGUGAAGCCCCCACAGAAGUAGGGGUCAAAGUGUUAUCAUCCUCUGAGAUAUCUGUCCAUUGGAAGCAUGUGUUAGAGAAAAUUGUGGAAAGCUAUCAGAUUCGGUACUGGGCGGGACAUGAUAAAGAAGCAGCCGCACACAGAGUUCAAGUCACCAGCCAGGAGUACUCAGCCAGGCUGGAGAACCUUCUGCCCGACACCCAGUACUUCAUUGAGGUGGGAGCCUGUAAUAGUGCUGGGUGUGGACCUUCUAGUGAUGUGAUUGAGACCUACACCAGAAAAGCCCCUCCUAGCCAGCCGCCAAGGAUCAUCAGUUCUGUGAGGUCUGGCUCCCGAUACAUAAUCACGUGGGAUCAUGUUGUGGCACUAUCCAAUGAAUCUACGGUGACAGGAUACAAGAUACUCUAUAGACCUGAUGGGCAGCAUGAUGGCAAGCUGUUCUCAACUCAUAAACACUCUAUAGAAGUCCCAAUCCCCAGAGAUGGAGAGUAUGUUGUCGAAGUUCGAGCACACAGUGACGGAGGAGACGGAGUAGUGUCUCAAGUCAAAAUUUCAGGUGUGUCCACGCUGUCUUCGAGUCUCCUCAGCUUGCUCCUGCCCUCCCUUGGCUUUCUUGUCUACUUGGAAUUCUGAAUGUUGCGACAUUUGCUGUUCUCAUCCUUGCUCAGAGGAUGCUCUUCAUCGUGGGAUGACUGUAAUUCCUUCUAAUCCCUGCGGCUCGAUCCUAAGCCAAAUAAAUUAGACUCUAACAAGCUAUUCAACUGAUUUCCCAACACAUUAUGACUGAGGCAUUCAGGAACCCCUUCAUCCAAAAAGAAUAACUUUCAAAUGGAAAUAAAAUGAUUUUUAACUCGUUCCAAUAUGCCUUAUAAACCAUUUAACCUGAUUCUGUGAAAGUUGCAUGAUUAAUUCAAUGGACAAGUUACAGUGUUCAAUUCAAUACCAUAGUCUGUAGAGUGAAGGUAAGCUCACCAUACACAGGUGCUUUACACUUAAUGACAAGUUGUGAAAUAUAAUAGAGAUUGAAAUGUCGAUUGUAUGUGGUAUUUGUACAAGUAAUGCGUUCUCUUGUAUUAGCUUAUGUGUUUGGGGUCCUGCCUAUUUUUGAAGGACCCUUAUCAUUCAUUAUAUUUUGAGUUUUCCAUAAAAUUAAAACAAAAAUAGAACAAAAUCAUUUUGACACAAAUACCAUUAUCAAAUCACUUUAGUGAAUGAGUUGGAAGUUUUUUGACUAUGAAAACCAAAUUAUAGAACUUACUAUCAGUAUUCUUAUUUUUUAUGUAAUUUUCUACAUAUUUGCUUUUCAGAAUCUCUAGUACUCUUCAGUUAGUUUUAAUGCUGACAUUCUCAUGCCAGCAUUUUUUUUUUUUACUUUUGUAUUCUAAUCUGAAGUUGUUUUGUGUUUUUCUUCUCAUCAAUGUCAAACCACAGAAGCUGCAGCUCAUCUGGAACAUUGUCUAUUGCUGUGUUUAUUCAUGUGUAGAAUGACAGGUUUGGGAAAGUACAGUGCUUUCAUUUAUAUUGCAGUGUGAUCAUCUUUAUCCAGCUAGAAACAAGUGACAGUAAAGUAUCAAAAUCUCUGAAUGUUCUCAUUGUUCUGGUUUUGUGCUUCAUGCCUAAGUAUAAACUCUCUUUAUAGAAGGUGUAGAAUCAAGAAUUCAUAUGCAGGUUGGAAAAAGCUACAGAAUUCCAUUUCAAAAAAUUGAAAGCUCAUUUCCCAUUUCAAUGCAAUACUGAAAACUGGCUAAAAAUACCAAAUCAGAAUGUUGCUAGUGGUCCUAUAAAGAAUAUGCAAAGCUGGGAGGCAGGAGAGGCAGAUGGUGUCCUGUCCAGGGAUGUCUCCCAAGUGUUGGUGUGGAGGAAUUUGUGAGAUGUGAAAGGGAAACUUGUGUUUCCUCAUGACCAUGGUGUGCCCUGAGAUGUGUCUGAGUGUGGGUGUGGAAGAGCUUGGGUAAUAAAGAAUUAGCUGGCUCCUGAGAUAGUGCAAUGUUUGGUUCCUGAGAAGUCGAAUCCUAUUUUAUUAGCACAAUCUUGCUGGCUAAUUAGAGACAGAGUUUAUCUUUUUAGAAAAGAUACCCUAUAGGUCCAUAAAGAUAUUUACAGGAAGCAAAAAUAGAUCUAUUAAUAUGUUACCCCUAUCUUUAAUUUGUAUAAUUUUUGUACUAUAUGUGUAAAUGUUUAAAGUCCUCAUUAUGAAAAAUAUCAAUAAAUAUUUCAUUAAUUUACACUUAACACUUUGUUAUACAAAUGAAACUUUUUAAAUCAGUAAAACAGAUGCUCUCCCAGUAGAAGCAUGUCAACAAACCAUUGCCAGAUUUCAUAAAAUAUUUAAUGAUUUGAAAAAGAAGAAAAUGACUUCAUACUUUAGGGAGAUGAACACUCUGUAAGCUUUCUGUACAAAUGUUGUGUUUUCCUUGUUAUAUUUGGGGGUUUUCCUCUUGCGAUGUGACCCAUGUUGGGCAUUUUUGUAUCAUCAAUAACAACUACAUCUUUUGCCAAAUGCAUGCCUGCCUUUUCUUUUCUAAUAUGUGGUAAUCCAGACCAAAACUGGCUAGAUUUUGCAUGAAAACGGUUCUGAAAGAUAAGAAAACAGACUUUGAAGGUUGUUUUGUUUAAAUAUGUGGCAGAUAGACUCAACUCUCUCAUGCACAAAUGACUUCUGCUUUUCAUUUUCUCAUAUAAUUGUACAGAUGUGACUGGGACCAUCAGUUUUAAACUGUUGUCAAGCUAACCAAUGUAUCAUAUGCUUUAAGAUGCAAGAUUCUUAAUUAAACUUUAUAUAGCUAUAGACACAUCUGUUGUUUCUUUGUAUUUCAGGAAAUGUAAUAGUAGUUUUAUUUGAUACUGAUAAAUAACAAAUUGAUUUUUUAGUUAUUUUUUAUCAUUUUUUUCCAAUGGAGUAGUAUAGGACUGUCAUUUGUCCUUUUUAUGAAUGAAUACAAAUUAUAAAGAAAUAAAU